Messenger RNA from Argiope bruennichi, 993 nucleotides. RefSeq lists its product as uncharacterized. Bases 1 to 993 code for a protein of 330 amino acids. The transcript has a single exon. NCBI's taxonomy places the organism in Eukaryota, Metazoa, Arthropoda, Arachnida, Araneae, Araneidae. The record is from RefSeq and is a predicted model, not a curated record.
AUGACCACUAGAUUGUGGUCUAGUGGAUUGGAAUCUAAAAUAAACGAUUCCUCGGUAGCUGUACAGGAUUUUUCACUCUCCCACAAGUUAAACUUUAACCCUUCAAAGUCUGUUAGUAGCUUCUUCAUCACAAAUAGACUCCUCUACAAUUAUUCUCCUGCUGUAUAUCUUUCUGAUCAGUUACUGGACUGUGACAAACAUCCAAGUUACUUGGGUUUUACUUUAUAUCCUGAGAUAAAUUAUAGGAAACAUAUUGAGAAAAUAGCAGGUAAAGCGAGAGAGCACCUACGAAUUUUGAAGUAUAUCUUGGGUAGAGACUGGGGUGCUGAUGUCUCUGCCCUUAGAUUUACUUAUUGCUCCCUCAUGCAACCCAUUCUUGAGUAUGGCUAUCAAAUAUUUCAAAUGGCUGCAGCCUCUAACUUAAAGAUCCUGGAUGGCUUCCAGUUGAGUGCAGCUAGAAUAAUUAAUGGGUUAAGGAAUAGCUGUCCUAAUGAAGUGGCUCUAUAUGAAGCAGACAUUGUGCCUCUGGCUACGAGAUUUAAGAUUGGUUCCUUUAAAUAUUUUAAUAAAUUAAUGACCCUUGGUGAUUCUAACAGGACUGCUGCAUAUAUCUUGAAUUGGAGAGGUAGCCAGCGUUUGAAAAGAGACACCCCGUUGGAAUAUGUCAGAAAAACGGGGGUUAUUAAUUUCGAGGUUGUUCCUUCGACCACUCUAAACUGUUUGCCGCCUACGAUGCUGCUUAGGGACAUCAGUUUUAAUGACGAACUGACGUCUCCUGCCAAUAAACAAGUGGACCAUCCAGACCUGCUGAAACAGUUGGCCCUAGAGGUUGUCAAUAGUAUCCUUUCUGGGGUCUUGGUAAUCUACACUGAUGCUAGCAAGAUGGAAGACGGUAGAACAGAGAGUGGUGUUUUCAUCCACAGCAAUGAUAGCGAAGUUAGGAUCAGUAUCCAAAACACUGACAAUUGUUCAGUCUUUAGAUGGAGAUCAUAG